GCGACCCACGACACAACGUUUUCCCCCUCGACGUUUCGCCAGACAAACAAUGGAUUUAUCCGUUUUUUCGCCAAUAACGCAAGCAAACUGAUAAAGGAAACACGUGUUUGUUUCGCGCAUUGGAGAUUAUUUGAAGAUUUUCUUUUCUGUGUGGGUUUCCUGUGACGCCAGGGACCGGAAAAGAGCCAUUUUCCCCGACAGCUGGUUUGCGGAUUCCCCCGUUUGCACUUGAAGUUGUGUGAGCCGGCUGAGAUGAGCGGUCCAGAGGUGGCCAAGACACCGGGAGGUGGAGCUCCGGGCAAGGAGGGAAAGGAGCCAGUGGCCAAUGGGCAUGCAGGAGAGGGCAGCGAUGCCAACCCAUUUGCUGAAUACAUGUGGAUGGAGAAUGAAGAAGAGUAUAACAGACAGGUGGAAGAGGAGCUGUUGGAGCAGGAGUUCUUGGAGCGCUGCUUCCAGGAAAUGCUGGAGGAGGAGGACCAGGAUUGGUUCAUCCCUUCGCGUGACCUCAACCAGGGGGUGGGGCAGCUGCAGCAGCAGCUCAACGGCUUGUCCGUCAGCGAUCACCACAGCAACCUGGAGGAAGUGGCGAGGAAGAGCGUUUUGAAUCCCGAAGCGAAGGAGUUCGUCCCGGGGAAGAAAUACUAGGAGUCCCCCUCACCCCCAUGGAGCCUCCACGCGCACACACACACAUACACCAGUGCUCACAUAUUCUCAGAGACUCUGGCGGCCUCGACCGCACACACACUGAUUUACACUCACACGCACACACACACACUCCUACACACUUGAAGUCAAUGGCGUGCUGGCAGGCCCAGUUGGGGGGUGGGGGGAUUUCUUUUUCUUUCUUUCUUUUGUUUCUUUAAUCUUUUUAUUUCCUGUUUGUUUCUUGUAAACUGAGGGACAUUGGGAACAGGGGUGGGGGAGGGGUGUACUACCAGCACCGCCCUACUGCGGGCGCUAGCUCAUCAUUGCAUUUCAGAUGACGGCGUUGAUGCUUAUAGAGUACGCAAAUCCCAUUGUUGUCCCCUUCGAACUGAGGCAGCUACCAAGGAGUGAUGCCAGGACAAAAAACGUCAAUCCAAAACAUCUUAAUAAACUUUAAAAAUGACUUCAUACUUGUUAAUUUGUGUGCUGUCAAAUUCGAAAAACAUCGUCAGUAGGUUGAGGGUUUCCAUGACAGAGAGGUCAGAGAACGACUACAUUUCAGGGGACUCGAUGGGAUUCUGCAGCUGCUCUGUUGCGUCAUCGCGGUCAGUCCAACCCGUUAACGUUUGCUCCUAUGAUGUAAUCACAUCACAGCUCUUGUGCAUCUAGAAAUGGGGGUUCUUAUUUGUAUCUGCGGCGGCUCCGUUCCAAACCAAAUACAGACCCCACCCUCCCCGCACGCUUGUUUUUGAAGUGAUGUUAACAGACAUGGACAGGUGUAAUCAUGAAGUUAUUUUCCCAUUUUAUGUGGAAGUCCAUGUUUAUCAUUUGUCCAGUUUAUAAUAACAGAGGUGUGAGUUUCAAUUAUGCAUCAAGUCGAAGUUAAGCAAGAAAAAUGUCAUUAUAGAGGGAAGGUCAGAUUUUUGAACCUUAAAAAAAACUCAGUUCUUUUUUUGUUCACAGCUUCAUCCUUAAGUUCGAUUUUGAUUUAUUAGGUGUAGUGAACAACCUUGUUACAGGGGAGUAUUUGGUCUGGAACACAGCCACUGCGUCUUUCUGCGGGAACAACUUGGUUUGUCCAGCAUCAGAUCAAGUGUCCAUAUCCAAAUCAGGUUUUCAAAUAGCCUCUCCUCCUCUUUAUUUUCUUUUUUUUUCCUCCAUGUUUUUUGAGGACGAGGCGUUUUGUGUCUCUUCUGGGUACAGUAACCCGUGGUGUCCAUUCAGUCCUGUCUGCAGGAGGAAACGUGAGGGGACAAUAUUGUCAUGGCCAAUCAGAAUAAAGCAGUAUGGAACACAUGGCAGACAGUAUGGCGUCCUUGCUGUUUUUCUCUUUGUAGGUUGAUGUCUUUGAGGAAGUUUGUCUUUUUUAACCAUGAAUCUUUGUCUGGCUUUCCCUGAAGCAUCUCCCCUUAGCGCCUGUGUAAUAUCUGUUGUAAGCCAGUAGGGAAGAGUUGUAUAUGUGAAGAUGCUUUUUAGGAAACCCAGGAUCUUAUCAACAAUAAUCAUGCAUUAUUUAGUUUUUACAGUUCUCAGCCAUGUUGGGUUAAAAACGCAGAGGCAGUAUUGUCAUCUUGUGACCUGAACAUCAACGUUCUUAAAGCCGCUGUUUUAUUGUGGUAUUACCAGUGACAAUAAUGUCUUGUGUAUUUCACUGUAUUAGUGUUAAGUAGACACUCGUGCACUUGUACUGAAUUGAAAUAAUUAGUGUCUGACAGGUGAAAGCAC
Molecule: messenger RNA, 2370 nt
Organism: Plectropomus leopardus (leopard coralgrouper)
Lineage: Eukaryota; Metazoa; Chordata; Actinopteri; Perciformes; Serranidae
Gene: paip2b
Product: poly(A) binding protein interacting protein 2B
Biological process (GO): negative regulation of translational initiation
Cellular component (GO): cytoplasm
Molecular function (GO): mRNA regulatory element binding translation repressor activity
Source: RefSeq, a predicted model, not a curated record